Messenger RNA from Episyrphus balteatus (marmalade hoverfly), 1320 nucleotides. RefSeq names its product partner of Y14 and mago (gene Pym). The record is from RefSeq and is a predicted model, not a curated record. The transcript is spliced from 2 exons. Gene Ontology annotation, cellular component: exon-exon junction complex; cytoplasm. Gene Ontology annotation, biological process: exon-exon junction complex disassembly. The coding region runs from base 197 to 856 and encodes 219 amino acids. Gene Ontology annotation, molecular function: RNA binding. Lineage: Eukaryota; Metazoa; Arthropoda; Insecta; Diptera; Syrphidae.
GUUAUUUUUUUUUUAGAACCAACAACACUAUUUAAACGACAUCAUUUGUUUUUAAUUCAAUUCCACAACUAUAAAUAAUUUUUUCUCAAAAAAACUCAAAAAAAAAAAAUCUAAUUUAAAAAACUUCAUUCAAUAUCUCCCUGGCCAUUGAUAAAAGGAAAAAAAUUCUAUUUCAACAUCUAACGCUCGCUAUAACAUGACCACCUAUGUGACAGAUGGGGAAGGAAAAUUUAUUCCUGCCACUCAACGACCAGAUGGCACAUGGCGCAAAGCGCGUCGCGUCAAAGAAGGUUACGUCCCCCAAGAAGAAGUCCCACUCUACGAAAGCAAAGGCAAGCAAAUUGCAAAUCGAAAGCCUGACCGUCCAGUCGGUAUGCCCGCUCCACCUCCGCUCACCAAGAAAGAAAAAGCGAAGAAAAAGAAAGCCGGAUUGCUUGUCUUGCCAAAGAACUCCAUUAACACACCCAAUUUGACGACGACAGCCGUGGCCGCAAACUCCAAGGAGAACAGCAACAAUAACAAGAAAUCAUCGUCAUCAUCUGCAAGUACAAAUUCAACACCAACAGCAGUUCCUUCUGCUGGCGGCACACCCGCAACCGCCUCCGCCUCUGCCACAGUCGAGUCCAUUACCAAAGAUCUCAAUAGUGUGGAACUCGUCGAAGAUCCACAACUUGAACUCAGCAAAAAGAUCAAGAAACUGAAGAAGAAAAUCCGUGAAAUCGAAGCCAUCGAAGCCAAAUUGAAAGCUGGUGAACUCAAAAAACCCGAAAAGGACCAAUUGGAUAAGGUUAAAAGAAAAAAAGGAUACCUCAAAGAGCUGGAAGAGUUGGAGAAGCAUUUAGUCCCGACUGACUAGGCUUCAAAACGCUUAAACUUCCUGCUCACCAGCUAUCAUUCACUCAAUGCACGGUUCUGCGUCUCUAUCCAAUGUGUCCAUGGCAUAACCUUGGCCUUGGAUCCUCAUACCACCUUAAUAAGUUGAGCCUGUUUUGUUUUUUUACUCUUUUUUUCUGCUUCUUCUAUUUUUGUUGUACAUUUUUAACUUUAUUUCAAUCUUAAAAAAAAGGAUUCGAUUGAUCUCUCUCAUUUUGAAUCGCAGUACAACUGUUAACCAGUCAGUCAAUUUUUUUAAAUUUGUUGUUUUUUUGUUUUCUAAGUUUGUCAAGUCUUCCUAGUCUUACUGCUUGAUUGUAGUUGGCUGGCGACUGGUAAUGACCAUAGUCAUAGCUAUAGCCAAAUUGCAAGAUAAAGACGAUGGAAAAAUGUUUGUAUUUUUCGUUGCGGGUUACAAUAAACAACGCGUAGUAGCUCUUGUUUUAA